AACCCCAAGCCGCCCGGCCGCGGCAACCUAGCCUGGCCCCCGUGGCGGGCGGGCGCUGCGCUGACCGCCCGGCCCCCACCGCGCCAACUCGAGCUGACCCCGCCGCUUCCCUUCCCUCCCUGACGCCGGCCAUAUAAGUAGCUGGGCUGCUGGACCAGCCGUCCCCCCACCCCCCGUCUCUCUCUCUCUCUCUCUCUCUCUCUCUCCUCCGGUUAAAGCCAACACGACGCACCAGUCUAGCUGGGAGCUGGCAGCUGUCUCCCUCCUUCCCUCCUCGGCGCUGCCGGCCCGCGCCUCCUCGGCCCCUCUACUCCUCUGCCACCUCCCCCUUCCCUGUCCCGCAUUCCUCGCCGCUCCGCCUCACGUUUCGGCGCCGAAUCGGGCGGAAUCUGAAGGGAGGGUGGGGGGAUGGGGUCGCCGGGGGCGGGGAGCAGCGGCCACGAGUGCUCCUUCAAGAUCCUGCUCAUCGGGGACUCGGGCGUCGGCAAGAGCAGCCUCCUCGUCAGCUUCGUCGCCGCCUCCCACCUCGAUGACGACAUCGCGCCCACCAUCGGAGUGGAUUUUAAAAUCAAGUUCCUUACAGUUGGUGGAAAGAAACUGAAGUUGACGAUAUGGGAUACUGCUGGCCAGGAGAGGUUUAGGACAAUUACUAGUUCUUACUACAGAGGUGCUCAAGGAAUUAUUCUAGUAUAUGAUGUCACAAAGAGAGAGAGUUUCACAAAUUUGGCUGAUGUGUGGACUAAGGAAAUAGAAGCAAACUCAACAAACAAAGACUGCAUAAAAAUGCUUGUUGGAAACAAAGUUGACAAGGACGAUGAAAGAAUGGUCACAAGAGAAGAAGGCAUUGCCUUCGCACAAGAAUCUGGAUGUCUGUUUCUUGAGAGCAGUGCAAAAACACGAGAAAAUGUUGAAAAAUGUUUUGAAGAACUUGCAUUGAAGAUUCUUGAGGUACCGAGUCUCCUGGAGGAAGGUUCUUCCUCGGUUGUCAAGAGGAACAUCCUGAAACAGAAGCAGGAAAGCCAUGCAAAGCUCGGUGGUGGAUGCUGUCAAUAGACGAGCCGAUCCAUUCAGCCUGGUUGGUCUUCUUCGUGUGAGCUGCUCUUGUGUUCCGCUAUAAAUGAGUUGUAUCUAAACGUUCUGUGAAUAAAAGGGG
Phragmites australis (common reed) is the source of this 1153-nucleotide messenger RNA. RefSeq names its product ras-related protein RABC2a-like. Bases 409 to 1053 code for a protein of 214 amino acids. The transcript has 6 exons. Gene Ontology annotation, molecular function: GTP binding; GTPase activity. The record is from RefSeq and is a predicted model, not a curated record. Lineage: Eukaryota; Viridiplantae; Streptophyta; Magnoliopsida; Poales; Poaceae.